This is a messenger RNA of Naegleria gruberi, 2247 nucleotides long. RefSeq lists its product as uncharacterized. The record is from RefSeq and is a predicted model, not a curated record. Lineage: Eukaryota; Heterolobosea; Eutetramitea; Acrasida; Naegleriidae. Gene Ontology annotation, molecular function: protein binding. The coding region runs from base 1 to 2247 and encodes 748 amino acids. The transcript is spliced from 5 exons.
AUGGCUGUUGUUCGUUUGGAUCAAAUAAAUGAUCAUUAUUACAAGCUUUUCAAUCUUAAUGUUCCGAAGGAUUUGGUGAAUAACAUCAAGAAGGCAAUCGUUUCUCAAGAUUUAGUUUGGAUCAUUGAUAAUGACGGAAAAUUGUACGAGUGCAAAUUUUCUGGUACCAUGUCACCUUGUUAUUGCAAGUUGUUUGAUACUAGGGAAAUUAAUGAGCCAAUUUUAGAUAUUGUUGGAAAUGACAAUCAUUUAUUUCUCACCACCAAAUCACAAAUGUAUGGAUUGGGGGGAAAUGGAUUUGGACAAUUAGGAUUAGGUAGUACAAAAUUUAAAGAGUCUACUUGUCAACCAAUAACCUUUUUCGAUAGAAUUAAUGUAAAUAGUAGCAAAUAUAAGGAUAGAGUUGUGAAGAUUGCUUGUGGAGAGGCAUUUACUUUAUUCUUGACAAAUACUAAUAAGGUUUACAGUUGUGGAAGUAAUUAUUAUGGACAACAGACAUUCCCUAUGGAAUCAGCUUUUCUUCCAACUCCUCAAAGAAUUACUGAAAUUUUCAAAGAAAAUCAAAAAGUUGUUAACAUUCAUUGUGGCCAAACAUAUUCUUUAUUUGAGUUGGAUGAUGGAUCAUUUCUUUGCUAUGGAAGAUUGGGUAGUUUUUUGGUGAAAGAUCCUAAAAUUGUUCCAAAAUUGCAAGAAUUUGACAGAAUUGAUGUGGUGAUUAAGACAAUCUCUAAAGCAAAUCAAGACAAUUUUUUUGUUGUCCAUUCUGUCAAGGAAGGUUCAUUUCAAUGUGUGGAGAAAAACUCUCAAGAAAUUAUUUUGAACUGUAACGAGCAACACUUUAAAUUAUUUCACAUUCAAUAUAAAGCUACCAAUUCAGUUAAAGUCUACCAAGGUGAUAAAUUAAUCAGAACAAUAACUAUUAAUUCAGAUCCAAGUAGAUUGAGGGUUUGUUUUACUUCUGGCGAAAACAUUCUCAUUUAUAUGAGCAACAGCACUUCACAACGUAAAAAAACAAUUCAUGAAUUGAUUUUGGGAAAAUCUAAAGAGUUCAAACUACCUUCUGAUACAAUUAAUGUUGGAUCCUCACCUGUUUAUGCAUUCCUUCCAUUCAUUCAAAUUAGAAAUCCUCAAUUUUAUGAUUUACUUAGAACAGGUGAUUUAUUCACUUCGGAUAGAUCGCCAACCAUUAUUCAAGAUUUGAUUGAUUACUGUUUUUCACAAGACUGUUCAUUCUUGAGAAGUUACACAUCACCAAUGGUUGCUGAGUUAAUAUACUUAUUAGAGAAAAUGGGUGUUAUCUACAAUGAAUUCACUGCUCCAUUAAUUUUUCAAUCAUCAGUACAAAUUUCAGCUAGUGAAGAUUUUGCUCCAAAUGCUGAUGCAUACGUUGUGAAGCUAAAACAAGAGGGAAUUACCCCAAAGCUAUUUGGUAAUUCUCAAUUUUUCAAUAAUCAAACGCCAGCUUAUCUACCACCAAUUGGUUCAGUUUUGGGUAAACUUUUUAACUCUGAAUCAUCAGCAGAUACUUCUAUAGUCAUUGACCAGUUUGGAUUGGAAAAAGUCAAAUGCCACAGAAGUGUAUUGAUUGCACAAAGCACCUUUUUUGAGGCGUUCUAUACUGGACAUUUUGCUUCAAAUGAAAUCAAUCUCUUCAAUGACGAAGAUACAGGAGAAUUGGAUAUCAACACUGAGGAUAUGAGCGAAGAGGAGAGACAAAUGCUGAUAGACCCUGAAUCUCAAAUCAAAACCAGAGCAUUGAGAAAUAUUUUAAUGAUGUUUUAUGAAAUUGAGCCAACUGUUGAGUAUGAAUUGGUAAUUCCAAUGCUAGACAUGGCUCACAAAUUAGAUUCUGAGAAUUUGGUUAUGAAAUGCUUGAAUAUGUUUGAAAAUAAUUUGGAUGAUGAAAGCUAUCAAGUUGUUAAUCAGUGGCUGGGAGGUCUUGAACAAAAGACCGAUAUUCAAAAUAUGAUUUUGAAGACUGCAGAUACUUGGGCAAGUCAAGUAUCUCAAAAAAUAAUACUAUUCGAAAAUUAUGAAUUGGAAGAAGAAUUUGGUAAAUAUAUUAGAAAACUUAAUAAUUUCGAAAUUUGCCAAGAAUUCAUUCCAAAUUUUACAACUCACUAUGUUGCAACUAAGCUUGACAAGAAGGAUUACAAUUUCCUAUGUGCAGUAGCUGGUAAUUGUAGUAUUGUUAAACCUGAAUAUUUAAGAAAAUGUUCAACUUCUCUUAAAGGUAAACAUGGAUAA